AUGAAGGUCCUUAGUCUCAACUUCCUCACCUGCGCCGUCAAGGCCUGCAAGUCUUCCAAGGACUCAUAUCCCCUUCACCCCAAGGAUGCAGAACUCGUCCAGGACGACAUUGAGCUGAACCCAGACAUGAUCAUCAAUGUGCUGCCCCGUCUAGACUGGGAGGCUCUUCGCACGACAGCUUCUGAGCUGGGUUUCCCACAACUCCCUGAGCAGGCCCCCACUGCAGUUGAGCUCAAGGGUGAUGACAAGACUCUUAAGGAUCUUCACCAUCUCCUUCUUGAGACGCAAAUGUCUGAGGGCAAGCUUGUUUGCGGAAGCUGUGGGCAUGAGUAUGCUGUCAAGGAGGGCAUCGCCAAUUUCUUACUGCCCAGCCACUUGGUGUAG
Molecule: messenger RNA, 384 nt
Organism: Fusarium poae
Lineage: Eukaryota; Fungi; Ascomycota; Sordariomycetes; Hypocreales; Nectriaceae
Product: type I protein arginine N-methyltransferase Rmt1
Exons: 2
Coding region: 1-384 (127 amino acids)
Biological process (GO): rRNA (guanine-N7)-methylation; peptidyl-glutamine methylation; tRNA methylation
Molecular function (GO): protein heterodimerization activity
Source: RefSeq, a predicted model, not a curated record